CAGAUGAUUCACGCCAUGGGCCUAUACUUCCACGAAAACCACUUUCAAUGCAUCAAGUGCGAGCGUGAGCUGGCCGACCUUUCCUUUCAUUCCAGCAAGGGCAUGCCAUUUUGCGACCGUUGCCAUGCUGAGGAAAACGCCAGCAAAUGCUACACCUGUUCCCAACCCAUCAUGAGUUCUGCCCUCAUGGCUUUGGGCAAGAAUUACCACCCCAGCUGCUUUGUCUGCAAGUCAUGCAAGAAGGAAUUCGGCAAUGACAGCUUCUUUCCCAUCGGUAACGAGCCCUUUUGUGAGGCGUGUCAUUCCGAUACUUUGGCCCCCUGCAAGGGGUGCGGCAAGGCGGUCUCGGGCGUCGUCAUAUCAGCUGUCGGUGGUAGCUGGCACGAGGAUUGUUUUGUGUGCGGCACAUGCAAGAAUCCUUUUCCUAAUCAAGAGUUUUUCGAGCUGGAUGAUGUGCCGUACUGCAAGCAACAUUUCCAUGAGAAACGCGGCACAAUUUGUAACGGCUGCAUGGGGCCCAUCGAGGGCCAAUACAUCAAUGCACUCGAUGCCAAAUGGCAUGUCGAGCACUUUACGUGUGCAUUGUGCAUGGCAGCGCUGGCCAAUACCCGGUUUCGUGAGAGAAAUGCUUCGGCUUAUUGUCAACCAUGCUACGUGAAAAUGUUCGGCUGAGUUCCAUCACGUCGAAAAGAAAAAGCAAGAAGGGAGGGGGGCGCAGUGGGUUUGGGAUACCACCAGCGCGCCUCAAGUCCCUAGGAUGGGUUACCCCUGCCAGACAUACGUUGGCUGAGAUGGUGAUAGUAGUCAUGGGCUUGGGCUUCGUGUGGGAUGAUACUUAAUCGAUCUGGCUCUUUC
Molecule: messenger RNA, 855 nt
Organism: Monosiga brevicollis MX1
Lineage: Eukaryota; Choanoflagellata; Craspedida; Salpingoecidae
Exons: 6
Coding region: 4-672 (222 amino acids)
Cellular component (GO): nucleus; Z disc
Molecular function (GO): transcription coregulator activity
Source: RefSeq, a predicted model, not a curated record